CCGGCUUCCUCUCCUCAGGACCGUAAUCAUGACGAUGCACUCCUCCCCCAGGCUUGCAGGCUACUAAAUUCCUGUCCUGUUCGCUGGCUCUCGUGAUCCAGCCCGACUACAUGGACGCUGUCAUCGCCUCCACUUUACAGAUAGGAAAGCUGAGGCCCAGACAAGUGUGGCGACCGCGUCUGCGGGAGGCCACGCGCAGCCUUCCCGAAGCUGCAGGUUCUCAUUCUGCACGGCGCUGGAAGAUUCCCCAGAGCAGCGAUAACAGGCACAUUUAAGAAGCCACAGCACAAGAGUCAAUGGUGAUGGCAGACGCCGUAUUGGACUCACAACCAGUCAACAGCACUGGGGAGAUGGAUGGACUGUGCCCUGAGCUAUUGUUGAUCCCUCCAGCUCUCUCUAACCGUGGGAUCCUGGGGCCCAUCCCAAGUACCUGUCCUGGGGACACUGAGCCAGGCUGCCUGCUGGUAGAGGCCACAGCUACUGAAGAAAGCCCAGGAAACAUGGAGAUCAUUGUGGAAACAGUACCUGGGACCCUAGCCCCAGGAGCUCCUGGAGAGAGCCCAGGUGUCCUGGUAAAGGUGGUGGAGGUGUACUUCUGUGAGCGCUGUGAACAGAGCUUUGCAGAGCCCACUCUGCUGUCCGUGCACCAGUGCACUGAGACCCAUAUACAGCCUGUGCAGGGCCUCUCUAGCACCCCGUGCUCUGUAGAGCUGCCCAUCAGCAACCUCACCCUCCAUGGCCCUCUGCAGGGCAAGAGCCCAGCAGAUAGCCCCCUGCCAUGUCCUGUAUGUAGACAGGAGUUUGCCCAACCGCAGGCCCUGAAGAGCCACUUCAAGAGUCACCGAGCCACUCCUGACACCUUCUCCUGCCCAGAGUCUGGCUGUGUGUUCUCUGCUGAAGAUCGUAAGGGUCUGCAGCACCACCUGAGGCAGACCCAUGGAGCAGUUCCUGUGCCGUGUUCUUUCCGGGGCUGCCCCCUGCUUUUUGGGAGCCACCAGGGGAUGGAGUUGCACCGGCAGGCCCAUUACCCAUUCCACUGCACCCAUUGCAGCUUCAUGGGCUCCAACAUCAAACUCUUCCGGCAGCAUCAGCGAAACCAUGGGGCUGGGACACAGGGAGAACUUUCUGCCGUCCAGGGACUUCUGUCCCAGGAGCUACUGCCAGCUCCCAAACUGCCUCCAGCAGAGGUAGACCCUUCACAGGAAGCUGGUCCACCUUUGCCUGGGCAGGAGUCAGCUGAGGAGGAGGAUGUAGAAGAAGAGGAGACUGGCACACAGAAGAACCCUCAGAAAGCCUUGGAUAAAGGCCAGCAGGCUGGACAGUUGGAAGAUUUGGCUUCUGGCUCUGAAUCUCUCUUCAAGACACACAUGUGCUCCGAGUGUAAGCGCUGCUUUAAGAAGCGGACCCAUCUAGUGGAACACCUGCAUCUCCACUUCCCAGAUCCCAGCCUCCAGUGCCCCAACUGCCAGAAGUUCUUCACCAGCAAGAGCAAACUGAAGACCCAUCUAUUGCGGGAGCUGGGUGAGAAAGCCCACCGUUGCCCACUGUGCCACUAUAGUGCAGUGGAGAAGAACGCACUCAAUCGCCACAUGGCCAGCAUGCACGAGGAUAUUUCCAACUUUUACUCAGACACUUAUGUCUGUCCUGUCUGCCGUGAGGAAUUCCGCCUCAGCCAGGCACUCAAGGAGCACCUCAAGAGCCACACAGCAGCAGCUGCAGCAGAGCCAUCUCCACUACCUUGCUUUCAGGAGGGCUGCAGCUACACAGCCCCCGAUCGAAAGGUGUUUGUAAAGCACUUGAAGGAGACCCAUGGGGUGCGGGCUGUAGAGUGCCGUCACCACUCUUGUCCCAUGCUCUUUGCCACAGCCGAAGCCAUGGAGGUGCACCACAAGAGCCACUAUGCCUUCCACUGCCCUCACUGUGACUUUGCCUGCUCCAACAAGCACUUGUUCCGCAAACACAAGAAGCAAGGCCACCCAGGCAGUGAAGAGCUGCGCUGCACCUUCUGCCCCUUUGCCACUUUCAACCCAGUUGCCUACCAGGACCAUGUAGGCAAGAUGCAUGCUCAUGAGAAGAUCCACCAGUGCCCUGAAUGCAGCUUUGCCACUGCCCACAAGAGGGUGCUCAUCCGACACAUGCUGCUGCAUACUGGUGAGAAGCCUCACAAGUGUGAGUUAUGUGAUUUUACCUGCCGAGAUGUGAGCUACCUGUCCAAGCACAUGCUGACCCAUUCCAACACCAAGGAUUAUAUGUGCACCGAAUGUGGCUAUGUUACCAAGUGGAAGCACUACCUCAGUGUGCACAUGAGAAAACAUGCAGGCGAUCUCAGAUACCAGUGCAACCAGUGCUCCUAUCGCUGCCAUCGGGCCGACCAGCUGAGCAGCCACAAGCUGCGACACCAGGGCAAGUCUCUGAUGUGUGAGGUGUGUGCCUUUGCCUGCAAGCGGAAGUAUGAGCUUCAGAAACACAUGGCUUCCCAGCAUCACCCUGGCACACCAGCCCCACUCUACCCGUGCCGCUACUGCAGCUACCAGAGCCGCCACAAGCAGGCCCUGUUGAGCCAUGAAAACUGUAAGCACACCCGUCUCCGUGAGUUCCGCUGUGCCCUCUGUGACUAUCGUACCUUUAGCAACACCACUCUAUUCUUCCACAAGCGUAAGGCCCAUGGCUACGUGCCUGGGGACCAGGUCUGGCAGCCCCGUGAUGCCAGACAAGAGCCAGGGGUCACCAGACAGUGCUUGGCACACCCACCAGACUCAGAGCCCUCCAGCCAGCUGUCUAUCCAGCCUGAGGGCCCAAGCCAUGAACCUGGGUCUGUGGUGGAUCCCAGCUUGGAUCAGGCCCUGCCAGAGAUAAGUGAGGAGGGCAGCACCAGGAGACGGAAUGGCAGUGAGGCUCUCCAUGGCGUUGACCUGGUUUGCAGUCCCAGCCCAGUGGAAAUGGAGGAGGGUAGCUGCACACUACACUUAGAGGCCCUGGGAGUCGAGCUGGAACCUGUGCCUGAGCCACCCCUUGAGGACCUUAAUGAAACAGCCACUGUGGAGUUCAAGCCCCUGGAUUCCUCUGGGCCUCUGGAACUGGAAGGGCCAGAUGGACGCGAAGGGCCAGCAGCAUCCAGCUUUGAAAGUGUUGGGACUGCUGGCUUGGGUGCUGAAGAAGAGCCUGUUCUGGAGAAGCCAGUCCCUGAGCCCACUAGAACUCCUCCAUCCUCAGAAGAGACCCCUAACAGCAGGGUAGAAAACUUGAAGGCAACUCCACCUGCUGAGAUGCCACCCUUGCCUCAGUUUCCUGAGUCAGAGUCAUUACUCAAGGCUCUAAGGAGGCAGGACAAAGAACAAGCAGAAGCAUUGGUGCUGGAAGGGCGGGUACAGAUGGUAGUGAUCCAGGGAGAAGGACAAGCCUUCCGCUGCCCACACUGCCCCUUUAUCACUCGCCGGGAGAAGGCCCUAAAUCUGCACUCCAGGACAGGGUGCCAGGGCCGCCGAGAGCCCUUGCUGUGCCCUGAGUGUGGGGCUAGCUUUAAGCAACAACGUGGCCUCAGCACCCACCUGCUGAAGAAGUGCCCUGUUCUGCUCAGAAAGAACAAGGGCUUGCCAAGACCAGAUUCUCCCAUCCCUAUGCAUCCUCAGCUCCCAGGCACCCAGGCCCCAGAGGAUAGUGAAGGCAGGAAUCCCCAAUCUGUACCAGUAGAAGAGCUACUGUUUCCAAAAGAUGCUCUUCCCAAGCUUCCCAGGGAGCCAGAAGGAGUAGAGCUUCUCACCACACCCUCUGAAUUCCUGGUCCCUUCUGCAGGAAACUCCUCACCCACAGAGACCCCUGAGAAGUUCCACUUUGAGCAUGGCAAGUUUCACUGCAACUCAUGCACAUUCCUUUGUUCCCGGCUCUCCUCUAUUACCUCUCAUGUGGCAGAAGGCUGCCGGGGAAGACGUGGCCAGGGAGGAAAGCGAGGGAGCCACCUGAGCAAUGGAAACUCUGCUCCCCUGAGUAAUGGAAGUGGGAGUACCAAGCCCAGUCCUGGUGAUGGGGUCACAGCUUCAGCUCAGAAACAAAAGGUGGCCCUCUUUUCCUGCCCCACGUGCCCCUUCAGCUGCCAGCAGGAACGGGCCCUGAGGACUCACCAGACCCAGGGCUGUCCCCUUGGGCAGUCUGGAGAGCUGCACUGUGGCCUCUGUCCAUUCACCGCUCCCACUGCUGCUGCCCUGAGGCUCCACCAGAAGCGGAAGCACCACACUGCAGCCCCAGUCCAAGGCCCGAGGCCCCCUCUGCAGUGUGGGGACUGUGGCUUCACCUGUAAACAGAGCCGAUGCCUGCAGCAGCACCGGCGGCUCAAGCAUGAGGGAGUGAAGCCACAUCAGUGCCCUUUCUGUGACUUUUCCACCACCAGGCGGUAUCGGUUGGAGGCUCACCAGUCCCGACACACAGGUGUUGGCCGCAUCCCCUGCAGCUCCUGCUCUCAGACAUUUGGUACCAACUCAAAACUGCGCUUGCACCGGCUAAGAGUACACGACAAGACACCCACCCACUUUUGUCCACUCUGUGACUAUAGUGGCUAUCUUCGCCAUGAUAUCACUCGCCAUGUCAACAGCUGCCACCAAGGCACCCCGGCCUUUGCCUGCUCCCAGUGUGAGGCUCAGUUCAGCUCGGAGACAGCACUGAAGCAGCAUGCUCUGCGCCGACACCCUGAGCCCACACAUGCUGCCCCUGGCUCCCCUGCCGAGGCUGCUGAAGGCCCCCUGCAAUGCUCCCACUGUGGGCUGCUCUGCCCCAACCCUGCCAGUCUGCGAGGACAUACCCGUAAACAGCACCCACGGCUAGAGUGUGGGGCUUGCCAGAAGGCCUUCCCUAGCCGGCCCGCACUGGAUGAGCAUCGGAGACAGCAGCAUUUCAGCCACCGCUGCCAAUUGUGUGACUUUGCUGCCCGAGAGCGGGUGGGCCUGGUGAAGCACUACCUGGAACAGCAUGAGGAGACUUCAGCAACAGCGGCUUCUGAUGGGGAUGGGGAUGCUGGCCAGCCGCCUCUGCACUGCCCGUUUUGUGACUUUGCAUGUCGCCAUCAGUUGGUGCUAGAUCACCAUGUGAAAGGGCAUGGGGGCACCCGACUCUACAAGUGUACUGAUUGUGCUUACAGCACCAAGAACCGGCAGAAAAUCACCUGGCACAGCCGCAUCCACACAGGGGAAAAGCCUUACCGCUGUCAUCUCUGCCCCUAUGCCUGCGCUGACCCCUCUCGCCUCAAGUAUCACAUGCGGAUCCAUAAGGAGGAACGGAAGUACCUGUGCCCUGAGUGUGGUUACAAGUGCAAAUGGGUCAACCAGCUCAAGUACCACAUGACCAAGCACACAGGACUGAAGCCAUACCAGUGUCCUGAGUGUGAGUACUGCACCAACCGGGCUGAUGCACUGCGUGUGCACAGGGAGACACGCCAUAGAGAAGCACGGGCUUUCAUGUGUGAGCAGUGUGGCAAGGCCUUCAAAACGCGCUUUCUGCUGCGCACCCACCUUCGCAAGCACAGUGAAGCCAAACCCUAUGUGUGCAACGUGUGCCACCGAGCAUUUCGCUGGGCUGCCGGUCUGCGCCAUCAUGCCCUCACCCACACUGAUCACCACCCCUUCUUCUGCCGCCUCUGCAGCUACAAGGCCAAGCAGAAGUUCCAGGUGGUCAAGCAUGUGCGCAGGCACCACCCUGACCAGGCCGACCCCCACCAGAGCGUGGGCAAAGACCCCACAACCCCCACCGUGCAUCUGCAUGAUGUGAAGCUGGAGGACUCCAGCCCUCCUGCUCAUGCCACUCCCUCCAUUGGACCUGAGGGCUGAGCCUAGCCCAUCUCCCAGAGAGCUGGCUGUGGCCAAAGAUGGAGAUCAGAGCUAGUUCAAGGUGCUCAGGGCCUAAGGAAGAACUGGCUUUGAGCUGUCAGUUCAACUGUAACCCCUCCUGGGACUCUGGUCAUAGUACUUUGAAAUUAGUGGCUAUAUAAAAGAGAGAUAUAGACCAAAACAUUGAUUUCUUCUUGAAGUGCACUAUAUUUUUAACCUGUGAAUUUCCAGUUUCUUCACCAUCACUCAAGAGUCCCUGUAUAUAAGGUCCCGAUUUUAUCCACUCUGUUUUCCCUUCUUACUGAAUCAAGUCCUGUUUUCUUCUAGCAUCUUUAAAUAAGUUGUAUCUAACUGCAUGUGCCUAAUGCUCUAUAAAGCAUGUUAAACAGAAAA
Heterocephalus glaber (naked mole-rat) is the source of this 6206-nucleotide messenger RNA. It is a transcript of the gene Znf142, whose product is annotated as zinc finger protein 142. NCBI's taxonomy places the organism in Eukaryota, Metazoa, Chordata, Mammalia, Rodentia, Bathyergidae. The record is from RefSeq and is a predicted model, not a curated record.